AUGCAUCAAAACCACGCUGGCAUGGCUAGCAACAUGGUCGACCCCGGUCUCCUCGACAAGAUAGACAAGCUUUUUGCAUGCGGUGUCGGUGACACUAUCCCUCUGCCACAGCUCGUCGUUGUUGGCGAUCAGUCAAGCGGCAAGUCAUCCGUUCUUGAAGGCAUCACCAAGCUGCCCUUUCCUAGAGAUUCCGGCUUGUGCACCAGAUUUGCUACGCAAAUCACCUUCCGCCGCGCCCAGGUCACCAGCACUGUUGUGACCGUUAUCCCUCACAAGGGCGCUACUCAGGGCUAUGCCGACAAACUCCGUGCUUGGAAGAGCGUCACCAACGCUAUUCUCGAGCCGGUCUCGUUCUCCAAGACCAUGCAAGAGGUUCACAAGCUUAUGGGCCUCGCCGACACUCCUGCGGACGGCGAUGGCAAGUCGACUUUCUCGGAAGACAUCCUCAAAGUCGAAGUCAGUGGUCCUGAGCAAGAGCACUUCUCUGUGGUCGAUGUUCCUGGCAUCUUCAGAACUGCUACCAAGGGCAUGACUACCCUCGCAGAUGCAGCCAUGGUCAAGUCAAUGGUUCACCGUUACAUGAUCAACCCUCGUUCGGUCAUGUUGGUGGUCAUCCCUGCUAAUGUCGACAUCGCAACUCAAGAAAUUCUUACUCUCGCAGAAGAGGCUGAUCCUGAUGGUCACCGUACACUUGGCGUGCUGACCAAGCCCGAUCUCGUUGACCCCGGAGCUGAGAUCGGUGUUAUGCAGCUGAUCAAAGGCGAGAAGCACCCGCUCAACCUCGGCUGGUGUAUCGUACGCAACCUAGGCCAGCAACAGAUCCAAGACGUUGCUGCCGAUAGAUCAGCUGUUGAGAAGGCUUUCUUCCGCGACAGAGCUCCCUGGAACGAGCUCGACCAGGACCGCGUCGGUGUUGACGCACUGCGUAUACGUCUCCAAGAGGUUUUGGCUAGCAACAUCCGCCGCGAGUUCCCCAACGUCAAGCGCGAAGUCCUGCACAAACUCAGUACAGCCAAGCGUGCGCUCAAGGAGCUGGGAGAUCAGCGUCAGACACCUGACGAACAACGUCGCUUCGCUAUGGACAUCGCUUCGCGCUUCCGUGAGAUCGUCAGUUUGGCACUCAAUGGCAAUUAUUCCGGUAACAGCUGGUUCGACAACGAACCUGACCUGAUGUUCGUGACAAGAGUCGUCAACCGUAACGAGGUGUUUGCCAACGACAUCGAGAAAUGCGGUCAUACCUAUGGAUUCAAGUUCGAUUACUCUUCGGCCGAGAACGUCAAGCAGGACGUCAUGAGCACUGGCGGCCAGGGUAUUCAGUUGCGCACUAUCAAAGACCAUGUUGACCUUGAGGACUUGAUCACAGGCGAUCGCCGCAUCGACGACAAGAUCUAUGGCAACAUCAUUGACUGGCUUUCAGAGCUCUACAAGGGCUCCCGUGGUUUUGAGUUGGGCACCUUUGACAAGAACUUGCUGUCCAGAACCAUGAAUGCUCAGUCCGUCAAGUGGGAGCCACUUGCUCAUGGGUACAUCUUGGAUGUCAUUCAUAUGGCACACGGCUUUGUAGCCACCCUGCUUAGACACGUCUGUCCCACUGCACGAGUCAGAGACGGAAUCAUGUCUGUCUUGAUGGAGCCUCUGCUGGAGACGUACCGCCGUGCUCUGGAGCAGGUCCAAUUUGUCCUGCGCGUUGAGAAGAACAAUCCACAGACCAUCAACCACUACUUCAACGACAAUCUGGAGAAGAGUCGCCAGAAACGUCUUCGCGCAUCCCUUGAGAAACAAGCCACCGUUCACCCCUCUCCCUUCGGCGUCGCUGGCGUUAGUCGUAGCAUGAUUGCCCUCGACGAUAUCGUGCAGAACCACCCCAUGUCAAACGCUGAGCAUGUCGUCUACGAAGUUCAUGACAUCCUCAAGGCCUACUACAAGGUCGCCAGGAAGAGAUUUGUCGACAACGUCUGCAUGCAGGCCGCAGAUUAUCUUUUGGUCACCGGACCAAACAACCCUCUGAAGCUCUUCUCGCCUCAGUUUGUCAGCUCCCUCACUGACGACCAGCUCGAAGAAAUUGCUGGCGAAGAUGCCGGCCUCAGAAGAAGACGUAUCGCUCUGGCAAAGGAGGUAAAUGAUAUGGAGGGCGGAAAGAAGAUUCUCGCAGGUGUCUCAUAA
Molecule: messenger RNA, 2163 nt
Organism: Aureobasidium pullulans EXF-150
Lineage: Eukaryota; Fungi; Ascomycota; Dothideomycetes; Dothideales; Saccotheciaceae
Product: dynamin GTPase
Exons: 3
Coding region: 1-2163 (720 amino acids)
Cellular component (GO): microtubule; membrane; cytoplasm
Molecular function (GO): microtubule binding; GTP binding; GTPase activity
Source: RefSeq, a predicted model, not a curated record